Molecule: messenger RNA, 825 nt
Organism: Akanthomyces muscarius
Lineage: Eukaryota; Fungi; Ascomycota; Sordariomycetes; Hypocreales; Cordycipitaceae
Exons: 2
Coding region: 1-825 (274 amino acids)
Source: RefSeq, a predicted model, not a curated record
AUGCGUCCUGCCGCGACAUUGAUGCAGCUGGCUCUGGCCGUCUCGUCAGUUGCCCCUGUGGUUUCUGCCUGGCCCAACUGGCUCCCUGAGCGCGAGGCCCUCAUUGUCCGCGCCGACAGCAGCGAUGACUCUACCCCCUCCCCUACCCCAGCAGCGACCGGCUCAUCAGCAACCGAUGUCAAGGAGACCGGAAAGGCUACGGGCAAUCAAAACACGGCCACGCCUACUGGGAAAUCCGCGUCCGGUAGCAAGACCAAGAGUUCCUCGACGCCGACCCACACUACGUUUGCCCAGGAUGCGCCUCUCGGUGGCGUCAGCAUGAUUGUGCCUGCCAAUACGGCCCUCGGUACUGCUUUGUAUAGAAUUAGCGACUAUGUGACCUUUAGCUGGAACUAUACUUCCCUGCAGGGCACUCCUACGGCUGUCGAUGUUCUUGCUAGUUGCUCUACCGCCCGUGCCACCUGGACCCUUACUGGCAACAUGACAUUUGCUACUUCUGUCGAAUACGUCUGGGAUACCACGGAUCAGGCCAAUGACCCGAACCAGCCGCUCCUCACAGAGCAGUACACGCUCAUCAUCAAGGAUUCCGAUAUCUCGUUCCAAGACCGCCCUGAGCCCGGCUACCUAGGCACCAACCCCGCUCUCACCUUCGGCCUGUAUGCUGGCAAGCCUUACCAGAACUUGAGCACAUGGAAAUGCCCCGGCUGCCACACCAGCGCUGCAUCUUCUGCCAUGGAUGGCCAGGCAAUAAAGUUUGCCGCGACCAUGAGUAUUGCCACGGUUCUCGGCUUCACAUGGUUUAUUGCCGGCCACGGCAUCAACUGA